UAUUCACUUGCACUGGCGGAUGGCGGCUCCUGAGGCUGAGUUGGUGUUGAAAUGGGAAAGUUUUCACAUGUCAGCUGAAAUGAGUAGAACAGACAGGGAGCAGGCACUUCUUAGAGAAAGUGUGAAGGAGGAGGACACAGAGGAUUGGCAGAGGAGUCCAGACUUCAACGGGCUGGAGAGAGUGGGAGGAGUAGAUCUUUCAUUCAUUAAAGGUGAUGACAUCAAUGCCUGCGCUCAUCUGGUGGUGCUCACAUACCCUCAAAUGAAGGUUCUGUAUGAAGAUUGUAAGAUGGUGACUCUUAAUGCCCCUUAUAUGGCUGGUUUCCUGGGCUUCAGGGAAGCCCCACCUUUGCUACAGGCCCUGGAGAACCUGAAGAACGUACAGCCACAUCUAAUGCCGCAGGUGCUAUUUGUGGAUGGGAAUGGACUAUUCCACUAUCGGGAGUUUGGUUUGGCAUGUCAUCUUGGUGUUCUGUCAGAUCUGCCCUGUGUGGGUGUGGCCAAGAACCUUCUGCAUGUUGAGGGAGUGGUGAGAAGUGAAGAGCACCAGUCACAGAUCAACGCUCUAAAGAAGAGUGGUGAUAGUUUUCCUCUGACUACAGCCUCUGGGAGAGUUCUAGGGAAGGCUCUCCGAAGUUCCCAAAGCAGUAUUAAACCGGUGUAUGUGUCAGUGGGUCAUCGAAUCACUCUGGAUACAGCAGUCAGACUCACACACACUUGCUGCCUCUACAGAGUACCUGAACCAAUACGACAGCGACCGCCUCCUGGAUUUAACUGAAUGCGCAUGGCCAAUAUCUGAAGAGGAACAUCUUAAAUACUAUAAGAUUAAAUUUUUGUUUCAGUGGAAAGACGUGCCUGCGUUAGAGGAGAUAUUUGGAAAGAUAGACAAAAUGUUUAAGUGGUGCGAGGCGUUUGACAGAUACAACAACAUAAAAGUGAAACUGUUUCACCCUGAAUGGUGUGUGGACAUCCAGAGAGGGGUUCAUGUGGCCCCACCUACCAUCUAUAAUCAUUAAAUGCGCACGUCAGGGGCCUCUGUGGAAAUAGACUUUGAGCGACAUCACCACCACCAAGAUGACUCAAGAAAAUACUUCGCCAGCUCCACACUUUGUAUGCGAUGACAACGCAUCCGCACCGUGGUCAACGACGGACAAUGACGCCUGGCUGAACAAAUUCUGUACAGAGCUCGGAUACCAUAACCUCGCCUUCCUCGCAAAGUACAAUCCACCACCUCCCCAUGCUGGUCCAUCUGGCACAGCAAAUUCUGAAAACGUCUCUGACACCGUCGAUGGUUGCAUCGGGGUGAUUGGACAUAAGAUCAUUAAAGCUGUUGUUGCCAUAAUUCUGGAACAUCUGGUUGACAAGCAGCUGAAGAAAGAUUGUUACGGAUGUCAGGUCGAUCAUCCUUCGCAAACACAACAUUCAUGUCUCUAUGAGGCACCUGCGUACUAUUUUCUGGGAUGUUUUGAACAACUCUCGCAUAAAUUGUGUAAACCUGAUCUGAAACUCAUUCUGGCACAAACCUUGAAACUGUUUGGUAUAACAACUCAUCAGCAAAGAAUUCAGGGGGUUGUCGACGGCGUUCUGUGUGAGCUCAGAGAUGAGAUGUACAUAGUGGAAGGUCUGGCAGAACUCCGGACAAAACUUGUGGAUGAAACUUGCGAGCAGGCCAUUUACAACGCUGUUGACAGCUGGAAGAAGAGUACACCUGCUGAUUCUGAUUAACCAUGGGGACAUGGGUAAC
This is a messenger RNA of Carassius auratus (goldfish), 1744 nucleotides long. RefSeq names its product endonuclease V. The record is from RefSeq and is a predicted model, not a curated record. Gene Ontology annotation, cellular component: nucleolus; cytoplasm. Lineage: Eukaryota; Metazoa; Chordata; Actinopteri; Cypriniformes; Cyprinidae. Gene Ontology annotation, molecular function: RNA endonuclease activity producing 5'-phosphomonoesters, hydrolytic mechanism; single-stranded RNA binding. Gene Ontology annotation, biological process: DNA repair. The coding region runs from base 20 to 778 and encodes 252 amino acids. The transcript is spliced from 9 exons.